Pelecanus crispus (Dalmatian pelican) is the source of this 1549-nucleotide messenger RNA. It is a transcript of the gene XIAP, whose product is annotated as X-linked inhibitor of apoptosis. The record is from RefSeq and is a predicted model, not a curated record. Gene Ontology annotation, cellular component: nucleus; cytoplasm. Gene Ontology annotation, biological process: regulation of cell cycle; negative regulation of apoptotic process; positive regulation of canonical Wnt signaling pathway. Gene Ontology annotation, molecular function: ubiquitin protein ligase activity; cysteine-type endopeptidase inhibitor activity involved in apoptotic process. NCBI's taxonomy places the organism in Eukaryota, Metazoa, Chordata, Aves, Pelecaniformes, Pelecanidae.
CUGAAAGGAGAGCCCUACUUAUGAAGAGAUGACGUGUAAUGGCCCAGGUAACUCAGAAGCUUGUGCCACUCCAGACACUGGUGGUGACCAGGAAUGGGCACAGGAACACUACCGACUCGGAACUUUUGUUGAAUUUCCACUUGGCUGUCCGGUUUCAGCAUCAGCACUAGCACGAGCUGGCUUUGUUUAUACUGGACAAGGUGACAAAGUGAAGUGCUUCAGUUGCCAUACAACUAUUGAAGGAUGGACGCCUGGGGAUUCUGCAGUUGAGACACACAAAAAGUUUUCCCCAGAUUGCAAAUUUAUUACUGAAUCUACUUUUCUGGAAAAUCACAUGCAUUCUCUUGCCCAGAACUACCAGCGUAGAACUGAAAAUGGUUCCAGCAACUCAGCCCUCCCGUGUACUCUGGAUGACCCAUCUGAUGUGGAGGCAGAUUACCUUUUGAGAACUAGGCAGGUUGUGGAUAUGUCAGAUAAUUUUUAUCCUAAAAACCCUGCUAUGUGCAGCGAAGAGACAAGAUUAAAGUCUUUUCACAACUGGCCCCUCAAUGGCCAGUUGACACCAAAGGAAUUAGCUAAUGCUGGAUUCUAUUAUACAGGUGUUGGUGAUCAAGUGGCAUGUUUUUGUUGUGAUGGAAAAUUGAAAAUGUGGGAACCCAAUGACAGAGCUUGGUCAGAACACAAGAGGCAUUUUCCCAAAUGCUUUUUUGUCCUGGGCCGGGAUGUUGGAAAUGUUCCAAGUGAAUCUAUUCCUCAAGCAUCUAGUCCUGCUGAGCUUGGGAGAAGUGGUCUGAACAAUGCAGAGCAUCCAAGGAAUCCGUCUAUGGCAAAAUAUGGAAAUCGUUUACAAACAUUUUUAACUUGGAUAUAUCCGGUUGACAAGGAGCAACUUGCUGAAGCUGGGUUCUAUAGCAUAGGUAAUGGUGAUCAUGUCAUGUGUUUCCACUGUGGUGGAGGAUUGCAAGAAUGGAAGGAAAAUGAAGACCCAUGGGAUCAACAUGCCAAAUGGUUUCCUGGGUGCAGAUUUGUGAGAAAGGAAAAGGGGCAAGAAUUUAUAAAUAAUGUUCAUUUAAGAGAUGGAUGUAGGGAUUCAACGACAGAAGCUGCUGAAGGGACAAUACUUCCUAAAGAUGAUCUCUUACAGAAUCCUUUGGUACAAAGUGCCAUAGACAUGGGUUUCAGUUUGUCUGAGAUUAGGAACACCAUGGAAAAGAAAUUGCAGAUGUCUGGAGAAAGUCACACAUCUGUUGGGGAUCUGGUAGCAGACUUAAAUGCUCAAAAAGAAAAUAGAAGGGAAGAAGAACCAAGUGAAAUCCCACUUGAGCAAGAUGAGCUUAUUCAAUUACAAAACCUCUAUCUCAGUACUGAAGAGAAGUUAAGACGCUUGCAGGAAGAAAAGCUUUGUAAAAUCUGUAUGGCUAAAGACAUAUCAGUUGUCCUCAUCCCCUGUGGUCACCUAGUUGCCUGUAAGGAAUGUGCUGAAGCACUUAAUGAAUGCCCUCUGUGUCGUAGAAAUAUUAUGAAAAGACAGGAAAUUUUUAUGUAUUAG